CCAAGAUAGUGGGAAGUUAAGAUUUUCAUCAUUUGCAAUUUCAUCAUAUCUGAAAAAACUAUAUGACAGCUCUGCUUUCUUUUUGCAAUGUUCCUUCCUAUGUACUUACCAACAACAAACAGUUUUAUCCAAGAAAGAAUCUUUCCAAGAUUGCCACAGUAGUUCCUAGGAUGUCCUUGUCUUCAUCAACUUCUAACCAACAGAAAUGCAGUAAAUGUUCAUUAGCAGUUGAUGCUCCAUUGGAAGCAAUAUUAUUCGAUAUUGAUGGAACGUUAUGUGAUUCAGAUCCUAUCCACUACUAUGCCUUUCGAGAAAUGCUUCAAGAGAUAGGUUUCAAUGGUGGAGAACCUAUAAGUGAGGAGUUCUUCAUAAAGAAUAUUAGCGGUAUGCAUAAUGAUGAGCUCUGUCGUGUCCUCUUCCCAGAUUGGGAUUUCAAGAGAGCUAUCAAAUUUAUGGAUGAUAAGGAAGACAUGUUUCGAAGAAUUGCAUCAGAACAGUUAAAACCAUUGGAUGGCCUUGAGGAGGUAUGCAAAUGGAUCGAGAACCACGGUCUGAAACGAGCAGCUGUCACUAAUGCUCCGAGACCGAAUGCUGAGCUGAUAAUCUCAAUGCUAGGGCUUUCGGAUUUCUUUGAAUUACUUGUCAUCGGAAGUGAAUGUGAACGAGCAAAACCUUUUCCAGACCCUUACUUGAAGGCUCUUCAGGAACUUGGAGUAUCUCCUAAGCACGCAUUUGUUUUUGAGGAUUCUAUUUCUGGAAUAAAAGCUGGAGUUGCAGCUGGCAUGCCGGUUGUAGGUUUAGGUCUAAGGAACCCCGAAAAUUUACUAUCGGAGGCUGGGGCAACAUUUGUUAUCAAGGAUUUCAAGGACUCAAAGUUAUGGGCAGCUCUAGAAGAGUUGGAAACAGAAAUUCCUGCAGGAAAAAUCAAAACAUGAGUUGGAAGCUGGUGAUGUAGACUAUGUUGCUCGGACUUUUCAAAAAAAGCCACUAGGUGGGUGUCGGAUCCUCCAAAAGUAGUGCAUUUUUGGGAACCCGACACGGGUGCGGCAACAUUUUGAAGAGUCCGACAACUUCGAGCAACAUAGGAUGUAGACCGUCAUAUCAGCAUAAAGGUCAUUCUUUUCCUUAAAAUUCUUUUAUUCAACAUCUAAACAAACUUCAUAGUGGUUUGUGAUAUGUCCACUACUAUCGAUUACCUCCUGUUGUUGUUUGUGUAAUAUUACUCUCUCUAUUUAUUUUAUAUGACACUUCUUAAAAAAAAUUGGUUCUUUGGUUCCAAACAGAAUGACACAUUUCUAUA
This is a messenger RNA of Lycium ferocissimum, 1300 nucleotides long. RefSeq names its product haloacid dehalogenase-like hydrolase domain-containing protein Sgpp. The transcript has 5 exons. The record is from RefSeq and is a predicted model, not a curated record. The coding region runs from base 63 to 935 and encodes 290 amino acids. Lineage: Eukaryota; Viridiplantae; Streptophyta; Magnoliopsida; Solanales; Solanaceae.